GCAGUACUUUAAAGAAGAUUCUUUAAUAUUACAUCUCUUUAUAAUUUAAUAUAAAAACAUUACUAUUUCCCGCGUGUGUUGGUUUUUUGUUUACAUAUGUGUGAGAUGUGCUCGUGGCCAUUAUUGUGAUAGUAUAGUUUGUGUACCAAAAUGGGAGAUAACGAUUCGAAUGAUAAGAAGAAUGCUAAUAGGCAUUCACUUAACGCUAUUAAAGGCGGUUUUGUGAAGGAUAUGGUGAAUCGGGGAUUCAGGAAGAAGAUUAAUGAUAGUGAUAAGAAUGAUGAUAGCAAUGUUGAUGGACCUUCUAAUGAUAUCACGGAUAAGGGUCAUCACCGCAAUGCAGGCAUAGAGGAUUCAGAAAAUAUUUUAUCUCAGGCACAAUCGGAUACAAAAGAUAAACCAUCUGUUGCCAAGUCUUUGGCCGAGAAAUAUGAGCGUGGUUUAUUUAAUCGUAACAAAGUAGAUGAAUCACUUAUUAGCAAAGCUGAAUCUCAACCUAGUACCACACCUUCUACCUCUAUGGGUUCUAGCGAAAUAAAGGGUGCACGUGCUUUUGGCGGUUCAUCUCAGGUAAGCUCCAAUGCUGGUCGUCGUGUUCAUACUUUGGCGGACACUGCUUCCACUGAUGACGCUAGUAUUAGACAGGCUAUGUCCCAAUCCUUUUCCAGCCCUGGUGUUAGUCAGCCAGAGCAACCCGAGCGUGCCUCGCGUGGCCGUAACAUGUUUGGUAUGCGUCGCCGUCCAUGUUGGAUUCGUAUUCAAGUGAAGGAGAAGAUAUUUCCCGGUAAGAUGGUAUUGGCAAUCAGUACUACAAUACUGAUGAUCGUAGUCUUCUUGUUCGAAUUGUUACUUAACAAGACAACAUUCAAUGGCCGUUGCAUUGGUCAGGUAGAUUACAGUAACCGCCUUGCAGGGAAAUCGACACUUUCAUUCAUAGGCUAUGUUGGUUGUGAGAAUAACCUCAAAACAACUGCUGCCGAACGUGGAUUCCUUGGUGCAGCAGCAAGCGACGCUGGAUACCCCGAUGAUAUAGUUACAGAUGGAAGACUCGCUCACGCUCCUGCUGUGGUAGAUGGACCGAAUGUUCGUAUUGCAUCCAUAAUCGGGGCUGUAUCUGCCAAUGAAGUUCGCUUAUAUAAUGAGAAGUUUCGUAUUCUAUCGGCAAUCUUUUUGCACGCUGGCUUCACACAUCUUUUCACCAAUUGUCUAAUGAAUAUGUUGCUUCUCUAUGUGAUUGAGCCGGACUGGGGAUUCAAACGCACAUCCCUAUUAUAUUUAGUAGCCGGUAUUGGAGGAAACCUUGUCCAUACCAGUAUGUCUCCUUGUAUCCCAUGCUGGGGAGCUUCCGGGUCCCUUUUUGGACUCUACGGUGCUUUUAUCCCUUAUACAAUAGAACACUGGGAUAAUUUGCGCAGUCCCUUGCUCCUCUUGUUAAUUUCCGUCGCAUUCGUUAGCAUUGAGUUUUUUUCCUUCGUACGUGGUGUGAGCAAGCAUGCCCACUUGGGUGGUUUUGCGUUUGGUUUGUGUUUCGGUUUCGCCACAUUGAAAUCAGUAUCUGCGUUUGACCGUGGUGCCUUGUGGUCACGUAUAGCACUUCGGUUUUCUAGUAGGCUUUCACCAGAGGCCGUGCAGAAACACCAAGCCAAGGUUGUGAAGAGUGCUCAGUCAGAGGAGAUUCUGCGUAUUAAAUAUGAGCAGGGUGCUAAGGAUAGUGCUAAUCGUCUUCGCUUUGUCAAGCGUAUGUUCGGUAUAUAUCCCUAUGGCCCAUACCGUAUGAGGCUGCGUGAUGUACUUACUCGCGUUGUAUUCCUUUGUGCCCUAAUCGCGAUGUUUGUAUUCUUCUACUAUUCUACGUUUAACGAGAGGUUCUACACUUGGCUAAACCGUGCCGGCAUUCGUUUUGUGUCUCCACUGUGCCAUUGUGGUUAUUUGCGUGAUCUUACCGGUCCUUCGAUUUUGUCGAAGCAAAUAGGAUCACUGGCGGGAAAGUAUUACUGCUUCCAAAGCGAAGCACUCUGGAAUGUUUUUUGUGAGAAAUAAUAGCAAGCAGUGGUAUUAACCAUAGGUGACUUAUCACAUUCAUCACUAUGUAAAAAGUCAAUCAGCGAUUAGAAAAGAUAAAUGCUGUUAGACUGGUUGAACCACUUCUGCCCUGCGGUCGAAACCGACUGCGCAUCUUCCUUGCGUAAGCAUGUGAAAC
This is a messenger RNA of Babesia bovis T2Bo, 2200 nucleotides long. RefSeq names its product Rhomboid family protein. The record is from RefSeq and is a predicted model, not a curated record. Gene Ontology annotation, biological process: proteolysis. Gene Ontology annotation, molecular function: serine-type endopeptidase activity. The coding region runs from base 151 to 2040 and encodes 629 amino acids. Gene Ontology annotation, cellular component: membrane. Lineage: Eukaryota; Apicomplexa; Aconoidasida; Piroplasmida; Babesiidae. The transcript is spliced from 4 exons.